Pecten maximus is the source of this 2671-nucleotide messenger RNA. RefSeq lists its product as uncharacterized. Gene Ontology annotation, biological process: dephosphorylation; thiamine diphosphate metabolic process. Lineage: Eukaryota; Metazoa; Mollusca; Bivalvia; Pectinida; Pectinidae. Gene Ontology annotation, molecular function: magnesium ion binding; thiamine triphosphate phosphatase activity. The record is from RefSeq and is a predicted model, not a curated record. Bases 297 to 2003 code for a protein of 568 amino acids. The transcript is spliced from 6 exons.
GGGUAAUGCGGAAGCCAUCACAGGCAGAUAGCGAGAGCAGUGAUUCACUUCGAUAUUUUAUUCUUGGCGUGAAGAUUUUUCAUCCGGAGUCCGUCUUGUUGCCAGGGUGAUUUCCAUGAGGAUUUACAUAAAGUUCAGAGUGUUGUUGUACCAGUAGUUAUCUGAAGAGGACAAGCCAGGACACUCCUACACUUAGGAAAUAUUAUCAGAGAGAUUACGUUGCUGUCCCAUUGUAAGCCCGAAUCUUCAGCCCUAAGGAGUUAUAACAGCAGUAUUUACUCCAGAAAAAUUCAAGGAUGAAUUCAAAAGAAAGGAACAUGAACCUGACAUUUAUUGACAGGAAAGAAAGAAAAAUCCAAAGUCCCUUGAGGGAGGUAGUUAGUCCCACAGGUCAUCUGUAUUUUCCAAUAGGAUCUUCAGGUCAGAGUUCAGCAGAAACUUUCCAAGGUCAAAGGUCACCACAAUCGGAGAAUCGAGACCUCACUCAAAGAUUAAGUGACAGUCAAGAAGAUGCAAGUAAUAAUAAUGGAUUAAGUUUGACUGACAGCACUUAUUUUGGCAAUCCUUUUCCUGGGAGUCUUACAUCAGAACAGGAAGCAGAAUUAUUACGCGAACUUGAACAGGAUUCUGUAACAGAAUCUUCUGGCCAGUUACAGUUUGACAUGCGAUAUAUUGACAGGAAAGAAACAAAUAUGCAAGACUUUUCACAGCACGGGACAGAAGAUUCACUGAAAAAAUUGUCAGGUUCUCACCAAAAUGAACAGCUGGACAAAACUGCCAUGACAGGAAAUCAAGAAAACCAUGUGAGGACAUUUUCAAAUUCUAUUUCCAUGGAGAUAAGUAGUCCCAUGAAUUCACCCUACAUAAGUGUGCUGUCAAACCCCCUGAGUUUUAAAGAUGAAGAUGAGGAAGAGAAAUGUGAUUCCCUAGAUAGAGCUUACGAAAUUCGUAGUACCACUUCUGUAAUGUUAUUCCAAGAGAGAAAUCUGUUUGCGGAUGAUAAGGAGGAAGCUGAUGCUGCAGAAACAAGCAGUGAGGAAAUAGGGGAGGGCUCAGUCCAACUGGAGUGUUCUGAUAGUUGGAGGUCAGAGUCCAUGGCUGCCAAGCUUUGGAGACAGGCUGAUUCACAGUCGUCAUCAGCAUCUGAAGACCUGCCAGAUGUGGAAGUCUUCCCUGCGGUAGCAUCGAUGGAAGACAUCAAAGGAACCUCAGAGGAACAGAAAUCUUUGACAGUUCAGGAAAGUUACAUUGCUACAUCUGUUGAGCCUUCACAUUCCAGGAUAGCUAUAUCCAAUUCGGUGUCUUGUACAGGAGAUGUCGGUAUGGAUCAGGAUCACACAUCAUCGCCUUCCUAUCAUGAGGACGUGAGUCAAGAAGUUAAAGAAGAAUUUGUAUCAAACACAAGUAUGCCUCAGAUGGCAGAACAAAUGUCUGCAACGACCACACAAACAAAACCAGCACCAGUAAAGAUGAUCGAGGUGGAAAGAAAAUUUGUCAUCACCACCAAAAGUGUGGACAAACUGAAGGAGCUGGGGGCAUUGUUGAAUGUGGAGAAAACAUUUACAGACAGGUAUUACGAUGAUCCAAAAUAUUCCCUGACCUUACAAAACUGUUGGCUUAGGAAGAGAAACGAGGACUGGGAACUUAAGGUGACCAGGCACGUGUCAUGUAAACUAUCAACACAUAAUGAGGAAAUCACAAAGGAAAGGGAAAUUGUCAAGUAUCUCAUACAACAUUAUAACAUGGAAGGAUUCUCCGAGGAACUUAGUGCGACAGAACUCGUGAAAAUCAUUGGCCUGGAAGAAUUUGCAACUUUCACAACUCAUCGUCAGAGCUACAGUCUUCCCGAGUGUACUGUCGACCUUGAUAUUACAGAUUUUGGUUUCCAGGUGGGAGAAAUAGAAGUAAUGGUUGCUCAUGAGAGCAGAAUUCCAUCGGCAUUAAACACAAUCGAGGAUAUGGCAAAGAAGUUAGGUUUUCAAUGUCUGUCAAAGCUGCAGUAGUCCACAGGUUUGAACGCAGAGUGGACUGAUGGUAAGCUUCCAACUUAUUUAUACCAAUAUAACAACAGACUCUAUCAAAUACUUGUUAAUGCUAGCGUCUUCUGAUUCCAAAACCACUGCUUAGAUGUAAAACCAACUUCAGAAUCACUGGUGACUGGUGUCAAAUCCUGGCAAGGUCAACUUCAGAAUCACCGGUGACUGGUGUCAAAUCCUGGCAAGGUCAACUUCAGAAUCACCGGUGACUUGUGUCAAAUCCUGGCAAGGUCAACUUCAGAAUCACCGGCGACUGGUGUCAAAUCCUGGCAAGUUCAACUUCGGAAUCACCGGUAACUGGUGUCAAAUCCUGGCAAGUUCAACUUCAGAAUCACCGGUGACUGGUGUCAAAUCCUGGCAAGGUCAACUUCAGAACACCGGUGACUGGUGUCAAAUCCUGGCAAGUUCAACUUCAGAAUCACCGGUGACUGGUGUCAAAUCCUGGCAAGUUCAACUUCAGAAUCACUGGUGACUGGUGUCAAAUCCUGGCAAGUUCAACUUCAGAACACCGGUACCAUGGUACCUGCUACCUGUAUCUGAAAUAUUUAAUGGUUUAAUAUAACAAAUUUUAUGGUUUCACAGGAAAAUUAAGUAUAUAUGUUGAUCUUGCUGCUAUUGUUAUUGGACUUUAAUUU